AUGGCGUCUUGCAGACUGCUCUCACAAACGCAGUAAUGAUGCGGCCAGUAUGUACAUUAUUUACUAUUAAAAUGUGCAUCGUUUCAAAGAGAUCCCUGUGCUCAGCGUUCCUGCCUAACUCUUUUUCUCUUUUCCUCUUCAUGCUGCCACCCUGCUGUCCUGCUGUCCUCCUUUAACAACAGGACUGCCUUGUCCUGGUGAAAGCAAAGUUAGAAAUAUGGAGUCUGUUUACAUUAAACAGGAGGAGGUUCUGGAGUUGGUACCUGUCUGCAUUAAACAGGAGAUGACUGAACUGGAGCCUGUCCACAUGAAAGAAGAGACUGAACUGGAGCCUGUCCACAUUAAAGAAGAGACUGAACUGGAGCCUGUCCACAUUAAAGAAGAGACUGAACUGGAGCCUGUCCACAUGAAAGAAGAAGAGACUGAACUGGAGCCUGUCCACAUUAAAGAGGAAGAGACUGAACUGGAGCCUGUCCACAUUAAAGAAGAGACUGAACUGGAGCCUGUCCACAUUAAAGAAGAGACUGAACUGGAGCCUGUCCACAUGAAAGAAGAAGAGACUGAACUGGAGCCUGUUCACAUUAAAGAAGAGACUGAAUUGGAGCCUGUUCACAUUAAAGAAGAGGAGACUGAACUGGAGCCUGUCCACAUUAAAGAAGAGGAGACUGAAUUGGAGCCUGUUCAGAUUAAAGAGGACGAGACUGAACUGCAGCCUGUCCACAUUGAAGAGAAGUCUAUUGGCUGCUUGUUUAAGGAUACAGAAAAAAUAUCCCGGCCAAAGAUAUCACAUCAAUGUAAUGAAUGUGGGAAGAGUUUCAGCUGGCCAGGAAACCUAAAAACACACCAGCGAAUUCACACUGGAGAGAAGCCAUAUCAAUGUACUGAAUGUGGGGAGAGCUUCAGUGCGUCAGGAGGCCUAAAAAGACACCUUCGAUUUCACACUGGAGAGAAGCCGUAUCACUGUUUUAAAUGUGGGAAAAGCUUCACUGAGAAAGGAACACUAAACAAACACCAGCGAAUUCACACUGGAGAGAAGCCUUAUCAAUGUACUGAAUGUGGAAAGAGCUUUAAUGUGUCAGGAAGCCUAAAAAGACACCAUCGAUUUCACACUGGAGAGAAGCCGUAUCACUGUUUUGAAUGUGGGAAAAGCUUCACUGAGAAAGGAACACUAAACAAACACCAGCGAAUUCACACUGGAGAGAAGCCGUAUCAAUGUACUGAAUGUGGGAAGAGCUUUAAUAUGUUAGGAAGCCUAAAAAGACACCAUCGAUUUCACACUGGAGAGAAGCCAUAUUGCUGUUUUGAAUGUGGGAAAAGCUUCACUGAGAAAGGUAAACUAAAAAAUCACCAGAGAACUCACACUGGAGAGAAGCCGUAUCACUGUACUGAAUGUGGGGAGAGCUUCAGUCGGUUAGGAAACCUAAAAAGACACCAGCGAAUUCACACUGGAGAGAAGCCAUAUCACUGUACUGAAUGUGGGGAGAGCUUCAGUGAGUCAGGAAGCCUAAAUAGACACCAACGCAUUCACACUGAAGAAAAGCCGUAUCACUGUGUUAAAUGUGGGGAGAGCUUCAGUCAGUUAGGAAACCUAAAAAGACACCAGCGAAUUCACACUGGAGCCAGCCUCCCUCCCCUCCCAGUCCCUCACCUCUCCACCCUGCUUGCUUGAGUGUGUGGAGAGCUGACUGAUUCCUUGUCUCUCUCUCACCCUGCAGUAAAUGAAGGGGGUCUCCAGGAGUGAGAGCCAGCCUGAAUCCAGAGACACUGAGAAGGGGAGCGUGUCAAACUGAAGGAGACAGACCCAUUCUUUCAGAAUGAACUGCAUUGGAAAUGAAUCUCACUCAUCAUGCUGUGAGGAUUUAUGCCAAGCUUGUUUCUGUGAACACAUUAAACAAAGAUGCCAAAAACACAUCCUAUUUUUAAAAUACCAUUACUGUACCAGUGUCGGUGAGAACAGAAGUGAAUUAUUUAAAAGAAUCUAAAACUAAAACUCUCUUCAUGGGUGUGGCAGCAGUGUGCCCUUCAUAUUACUAGAAUGGCCUCUAAGCUAUUGCUCCAGUGCAAGCACAAGCUGAAGCAACCUUUUUUUAUUUCACCUGGUGCAAACUUUGCACUGAAGCAAAUGCUGUUUUACAUUUUGACCACUUUUUUAAACUUUUAAAUUGCAUUCCCUGCCUCAAGAUGGCUUCACAUGUACCUGCAUGGACCUCUCAGAACUACAUUUCCCAUCAUCCUCCUGCUCACAUAUGUAACCAAGAUGGAUUUACCAGUGAGCAGGAGGAUGAUGGGAAAUGUAGUUCUCAGAGGUCCAUGCGGGUACAUGGGAAGCCAUCUUGAGGCAGGGAAUGCAAUUUAAAAUUUAAAAAAAAGUGGUCAAAAUGUAAAAAAAUAAAUUAAAACAAAACACACUCCUUACAUAAACAGUUGUAGCAACACAUGGGGAUAUGUAACACAAUCAAAUAAAAAGGUCCUUAUGCACUCUUUAAGUACUGAUAACCUCCAAGCUUGUUGUAUACUGGAGCCCUAUGAUUUUAGUAGAGCUGUAUAAAUAUACUGUAAAACAUGAAAAGUUUGCAAGCAAACAAUUCACAAAAUGUGCAUUUACUCAAAUCUGCAAAACCUACAUGCUACAACAUUACCAUCAUUACUACAUUCAUAGUUUAUACAGUUUGAAUAAUUGAUCUAAACAAUCUGCAGAAUGAAGUUGCCUCAGACUGUUUGACAGUAACAGAGCUGGUGCUUUUGUGGAAUCACCAUUAGCUGUUUAUUCCUUUUGGGCAAAAUAUGGCUUGUUUGCUUGUAUUGUGUAUCAGUAUGAUAUCAUUAGAGUGACAAUGCAGUACAUCCAAAGGCAGGCUUAGUUAUUUAUAAAGGAUUUCAUUGACGUUGAGUUUGAGUUCCUGUAUGUUUUCCAGUAUCUGUGUGUAUAAAGGGCACAUUAUUAUGUUUCCAUUACCUCUGUAUGUAAAAGGUUUGUCAUUGUUUAAACUGUCAAUGAUUCCUGAGAUACAGAUCUGCAAUGGAACUGAACAAACCCAAGAGAGACAUUGGAAAAGGGGAAGAUGCUGCUGUUUGUGGUGAAUAUUCCCUGAAUAUGAUAUUAAUACAUGAAAGUGUAUUAUAAAUGUAACUGGACAGAUUAAUGCAAUCUCUGUGUCUUGAAGAAAAAGGGCUCCUUUCCUGCAGACACACUGAACUGUGUGACCCCUGAACUAGGUGAGCAGGGCUGGGUGGCAUCUGGACUGGAUUAGGCUGAAAGGACAGUUGAAUUCUGUACAGAUAAUUCACAGCGGCAACAAGAAGCGGUUUGACGCGAGGAAGACAUAAAGCAUCGAUGUCCUAGCGGAAAAGGACAUUAAACAUCAAAGGACUGAGUUUUAAGGUGCAAGAUGAACAAAUGACCUAAUGGAUAGCAACCUAGCAUAGAGAAAUGCUAUAAAUAUUCAAGCAAAACUAAACAUGUUGUGCUCCACUUUGAUUGCUAAACUAAUUGCUGUCACUCUGUUAUGCCAAGCUGCAACUCCGGGACUGUGACUGAGAACACGACCCAAAAAGGGAAGGCAAGCUAGUAAACGAGCAAAUGCAGAGAGACUGAGUUUGCUGUAAGCCAGUAUAGUUCCAGUUGCGUUUUCCUCUCAUGAAACUAAAUUAAUUAAUUGUAACACUAUCACGUACAAUUGAAAUGUUAAUUGUUUAGUUUGCACACCUUGUGUGUGAAAUAACGUUUUAGUGAAACUAUAAGUAAUCUAUCUCAUAGUUGGAUGAAGAAUGUAUUUUAAAGUAAACUUGCUAUAUCGAUAAACAAUUUACUAUUAGUUAGCUUAGUGUGAUCUAUUGUAAGAUUGUCUGACCCAUUUCAGUUUAGGCUGUAUGUGUGUGUGUGAGUGUAAGCAGUGUCAUAUUUCACUGGUCCUGCUAGAUGCUUUAAUGCAGGCUGAGAGCUUUGACUGACUGGAAUAGAUUACAGAUAUAUGAUCAAGGGUUUUGCCUCACUCUAUAGAAUGAACUAAUUUUGCUUCAUAGUCAAAUGAAACCUGCUGAAUAAUGUUACGUUAACAUAUUGAAUUACAGUGAUUUGUAGUUUUGCAUAUACUGAAUGAAAAAGUGACAGAUAUUGAAAUAAAUUGACAUUUUGAAAUCUGUGAUGAAGUACUGUACUACUAUUAUGGCAUCCAGUAGACUUUUGUUAUAUCCUUGUGUAGUUUCUUUGAUUACACAAUGUUAAUUAAAAGUUAUGAAUUGUACCAAAAAUUCUAGGUGAUGCUAAACUUUUGUCCAAGCUGCACAUAUAAAUCAGCACUGCCAUUAAAAUAGAAUGUUUAAAGCUUUAUAUAUUGUGUAUCAAUUGCAUCCUGUAAGACAGUGUGAAGUGUAGAUGAUGCUAUUAAAAGAGAACACCUUUACACAUUUCACUAUUCAGAAGCCACUAAUAAACUUUGCAUUGAUUUUACACUGAA
Acipenser ruthenus (sterlet) is the source of this 4457-nucleotide messenger RNA. RefSeq names its product zinc finger protein 501-like. The transcript has 2 exons. Gene Ontology annotation, biological process: regulation of transcription by RNA polymerase II. Lineage: Eukaryota; Metazoa; Chordata; Actinopteri; Acipenseriformes; Acipenseridae. The coding region runs from base 218 to 1669 and encodes 483 amino acids. Gene Ontology annotation, cellular component: PcG protein complex; transcription regulator complex. Gene Ontology annotation, molecular function: RNA polymerase II cis-regulatory region sequence-specific DNA binding; DNA-binding transcription factor activity, RNA polymerase II-specific. The record is from RefSeq and is a predicted model, not a curated record.